UGGAGUAGAGAUUGAGAGCAAGAUUGGUAGCGUAUUUCAUCCUUUUUUUUGCGAAUGACAUCCCUUCCACUUGAAGCACUAGUUUACCUUUCUUCACUUGGUUUUAGAUGUGGAACAUGUUGCGGAAUUGUAGCUUGAUUUGAUUGAUUAGCUCUGUUGUUUGGGAUUUCGGUAGUUGUCGGUAACGGUACAAAGACCGUAAACGUCAGUUCUCAGAAGAGAAACGGAGCGGCGAGCUAACUCGGGGCACACGGGCGGACGCGUCUGCCCGGGACAGGUUUGGGAAUAGUGGACAACAGCGCUCACCCACCAUACCGGAGACCAUCUGACAUCCGCAGGCGGCCUAGGAGACUCCGAAGGAUGGAUCAACUCAAAGUCAAGGACAGAAUACUGGAAAACAUUUCCCUGUCUGUCAAGAAGUUACAGAGUUACUUUGCUGCCUGUGAGGAUGAAACGCCGGCGAUUCGGAACCACGAUCGAGUCCUGCAACGCCUGUGCGAGCACCUGGACCACGCUCUGCUUUACGGGCUGCAGGAUAUCUCCUCGGGGUACUGGGUCUUGGUGCUGCACUUCACCCGCAGGGAGGCGGUGCGGCAGAUCGAGGAGCUCCAGCACAUCGCCACCAACCUCGGCCGCAGUCGAGCCUGGCUGUACCUGGCGCUGAGUGAGAGCUCACUGGAGAGCUACCUCCGUCUCUUCCAGGAGAACCAGGGGCUGCUUCACAAGUAUUACUUCAAGAAUGCCUUGGUCUGCAGCCAUGAUCACCUCACUCUGUUUCUCACUCUGGUGUCAGGACUGGAGUUUAUUCGAUUUGACCUGGAGCUGGAUGUCCCUUACCUGGAUGUUGCACCUUAUAUGCCAGAGUACUACAAACCUCACAACCUGCCGGACUUUGAAGAGAGGCUGCCCAGCUCGGAUAGCCUGUCCCUGCACUCCUUCACCUCCCUCACCUCCACUAACCUGGAGUGGGACGACAGCGCCAUCGCCCCCUCCAGUGAGGAUUAUGAUUUCGGUGACAUCUUUCCUGUGUUGCAGUCAGUGCCAGGUGCAGACUGGGAAGAAGGAGACCUCACAGACCCAGCCAGCGGCCCCCGCUCCUCCAAUUCAGACCCCCCGACUGUGGUCAGCGUAUCGAUGGGGGUGGGAGCCGGGGGGUUCACAGCGAAGGGGGCCCCCACUCCGCGAAGCCCCACGUUUCGGCACAACCCCUUCAACGAGGACUCGGACACCGCCACCUCCGCUGAUGUCACCCCCGUCCACACGGCCUGCCGACACGAUGCCGCGGCCGUAGAUGACACGGGGAGCACCAGCACGGAGCUGGAGGUCAUAAGGAUGGCCCGGCGCAGGAAACCGGGGAAGAAGCGCCGUGGGAAGGGAUCGGUGGAGUCCACAGGCGGCAGCCAGAAUGCAAGCCCCCCAGACCAGGACGAGGGGGAGGAGGAACCCCAGGACCCGUCACCGCCGGACCACGACAAGGACCCAGUAUCCGGAGAAGGGUGUGGGGGGUCGGAGAGGUUCCUGGACUCCAGGGCCAGGAGGGGUGAGCGGGAGGAGGAGGAAGAGGCAGAGGAGGGGGAGGAGGAGGCAGAGGGGUUGCUGAGGCUCCCGGAGAUGACGGACACUUCCAUGGACAGCGUGGGGCAGCCGCUGAGGGAGGUGAUGGACAGGCUGAAUGGGGCUCUGGACGGGCCGGACUGGGAGCAGGCCGGGGAGGAAGAGGAAGAGGAGGAGGGAGGAAGCAGCGGCCUGAGGGGGAGCCUCACUCCUGAGGCCAAAACCAGCCCUCCACCCCCCCAGCAGCAGCCCUUUCGGGGGGACGCGGGAGGCGAGCCGCCUGACCCGGCACCCCAGACCCGCUCUGUGGCCCCGGACCCCAACUUCCUGCAGGCCCCCCCGGCCCCAGCAGACUUCUACCGCUUUGCCCUCCACAGUCCAGACUCUGCUGCCCCAGGUGGUGGCCACCAUGACACUGCAGGGGAUAGCCAGCCGCAGGCUGUAUCUGGUGGCCAUGAAGAUGAGGGAGAGGGAGAGGGAGAGGCAGCGAAAGGAAAGGACUCCACCGUCACCUUAGAGGAAGAGGAGGAGGACGACGAGGAAGAGGAGCAAGAAACACAGCCGGAGGUACUGGAAAAUGGCUCCACCAUGGCAGGAAAUGAAGAGGAGUACGAGGAAGAGGAGCAGACCAGUCCGACGGACACCUCCCAUCCGGCUGAGUUCAGUGUCGACAACAACCACCUGCUGCUGCUCAUGAUCCACGUCUUCAGGGAGAAUGAGGAGCAGCUCUACAAGAUGGUGAGAAUGAGUACUGGCCACAUGGAGGGUGACCUGCAGCCUCUCUACCUGCUGCUGACAGACUGCUACAUCUACCUGCUGCGUAAAGGGGCAGCUGAGAAGCCCUACACAGUAGAGGAGGCAGUGUCCUACAAUGAACUGGACUACAUUUCCGUGGGUUUGGACAAGCAGACGGUCACGCUGGUGUGCACCAACAGGAGGAGGCAGUUCCUACUGGACACUGCCGACUCAUCGCUGACCGACUGGUUUCUGGCUGCUCUGAGAUCAGCCAUGAUAAAGGGUUGCCGGGAGCCCCCGUACCCCUCUGUCCUGACCGACGCCACCAUGGAAAAGCUGGCACUCACCAAGUUUGUCUCCCAGGAGUCGCACUGUGAGGUGUCAGAGGUGUGCAUCCAGCUCUACUCACUGGUUCACUGGGAGGACCCCAUGGAUGUCUCCGUGUCCCCCCACGCCACGUUGAGCAGCCCCUUGGACUCCGGCAGCACCAAAGAGGGGCCGAUGUUCUACCGAGCGGGGACCACAUACCUGGGCAAGGAGCUAUGGAAGAGCUGCUACCUGGUGCUGAGCAAUGGAAUUCUGUAUCAGUACCCAGAGAGGACAGAUGUGACGCCGUUGCUGUCUAUCACUAUGGGGGGGGAGCAUUGUGGAGGGUGUCGGAGGUCCAACUCCUCGGAGCGGCCGCAUGCCUUCCAGGUGAUCCUGACCGACCGCCCCCCUCUGGAGCUGAGUGCGGAGAACGAGCAGGACAUGGCCGACUGGAUGCAGCUUCUGUGCCAGUCGGUCUCUAAAGGGGUGAUCCCGCAGGGGGCGGCCCCCACGCCGUGCAUCCCCUGCUGCCUGGUGGUGACGGACAGACAGCUGCUGACGUGUCAUCAGGACUGCCAGACGAGCUUCUUUCGCUCGCUGGGAGGGGCGGAGCUCUGCGACGUCACUGCCGUCCGCGUGGAGCGGGAGAAGGAAUACUGCGUCAUUGAGUUUGCUGAGGACCGUGCUCAGUUCUUGCCCCCCUGGGUGCUGUAUUUCAGCAGCUGCGAGGAGAGAGACCGGCUGCUGGCUGCGCUGGAGAGAGCGUGGAAGAACAUUUUUCAGGUGUGUCUCCCGCAGAAGGGCGUGUCGGACCCCUGUGUGCAGAAGCGCUGCGGCGAGGCCCUGGCCCUGAUGAGGAGCGCCUGGCAGCGCAGCGACAGCCUGCAUCGGGGCCGGUCGCAGCGGGAGCCCUGGUGCUGAGCGGGCGCGGGGCCGGCCUCAUGGAUCGUUAACACUAUCGCUCUAUAAAUAGGUCUGUGUGUGACUGUCCCGCCAGGAGAGCCGGGACGCCAGGACUGCUUUUACUCUUUAAGGGCGUGGCUGCGGUGACGUAGUUCCGGGAUGCCGGGGGGAGCUUUGGGACUGUCUGUUCGGGUUCUUUGGGGUCGGACGACUCGGUUUCACCCCGUGCGGUUUGUUGAGCACAGCUGCAAUCUUUUUUUUUUUUGUCCCCCCCCCUCCUCAAACUGGAGCUGUGGGUAGAAGACUGCAUCCUACUCAAUCAACAGUCUGUGCAGCCCCUCCCCCACUUCAGAGACCUCCCCCAGAGCAGCAUCCCCCGCGGCCUGGAAGUUCAAACACAGCCAGUUCCGUUUGCUGCUGGAUAUUAAAUCGAUAUUUUUCCAACCUGAAGGAACACCCCCACCGGCAUAUUGCGCACAUACCACACUACUGUCUUGAUGCAUGAAAACAGAAUGUUUGGAUUUGGAAAAAUUUGGAUAAUUUGCUCGUUUAGCCCAAGUCUGCAAACUCUACUGCUUUCAUGCUGAACUCUGCAUCCUCUAGCUGCUCAUUCUGUGUGCUUGCUGUUAGCCCACGGAUGCCUCACCAGACCUCUGUGCCUCACCAUACAUGCAGUGUAGAGAUAGUUCAUAGGUCCAGCCCCCCUGCAAGUUUUAGGUCAUUAAUGUUCUCUGUGCCAGGGCUAGCCACUGCUAUGAAGGACUGCAGAAGAAUGACUGUUUACUGCCUGGACUGUUUAAGCUGCUGGCUUCCUCCUCAGCCACCAUUUUUUUUAUUCCUCUGUAUUUUCCCUUUAUUUUUUUCUGAAGGAGGCAGGAUACUUAUGGACUCUGGAUUAAUAUAGGUACUGUAUAGGACACACACACACACACACACACACACACACACACACACACAUACACACACACGGACACACACAUGCAUACAUACACAUACUAAAAUCUGCUUAGCACAUGGAGAAGAGACACUCAAGUGAAAGAACUUGUUUACUUGCUCUGGACUUCAAGACUGUAUUGGGUUUUGGUUCAUGCUUCAUUCUUGUGCUCUUAACAAAAUAAGGGCACUCUUCUCUGGACGUAUGAGAGAAAGUGAAUUAAAAAUGUUAUACUACAGUAUUUUAACUUUGCAUAACUUUUUAUUUUCUUUUAAUUUGUUUUUUUUUAUUCUAAAUGGGAGCAGUGUUUCCACCUAAUACACAGCACAGCUGUGUACACAGAUGUGUACAUGAGUGUGUAUGCUCGUGAGUGUGUGUGUUCAUUUCUGUGUGAGAGCGAUUUCCUUUAAUUUUGUGUUCUGUUUUUUAGUUCCAUUAUGGGAUAGUUACAUCUUUUUUUCGUCCAGCACAGACUCUGAUGGUGUCUGGAUGUAAUGUUGGAACGAUAACCCAAGCUGUAGUUGACAGGAGAACAGCGCCCCCUUGUGGAUCCUGUUGAACUGAGGAUCUGCAGAAAGAGGCUGAGGCAAGGGCUUGUAGGGCACAUUGAUUGCUCAGCAGCCAAGCUAGUACAGCGUGUACAAUACACCCAACUCCUGGGCUGAGAGUGCUCCUCUGAGACCUCCCAGAUGGCUGGAGCUGAGUGUGAAUACUGGGGCUUGACUGAGAGCUGGUGGAACCUGGAGGGACAUGGAGCCUCCCCUGCAGUCUCAGAGCUGUCUUAUAAUUACCACUAUCAGCGGGGGGGGGGCACUCCAUGCUCAUUUCAGGCAGAAAUAUUCUGCUCGGGCAGAAUUCGGCUCAUAAUUUGUCUUGCCACAUGGGUGUGAACUGGGAACGGUUCACGAAGUGAAAAUUGACGGUUUGGGGUGGGGGAAAAAAAUGUGUGACGAGCGAAAUAUUUAUGCAAGUGACAUCAUCCUGGAAUUCCCGUUAAUGUAUGCUGCUGUCACUGUCCCUUCAGGAUGGCAUCUGUUUCUGGGGAUGUUGUGUGUUGAGUGCAGUAGCCAUGAGGGAACGCAGUUCAGGCUUUAAUUAAGUGUUGGAGUGUGGUGUAUGGCUCUUUGCUGCUCGGCCAGCACGUUGUGUGCUUACUACCGUUCCUCUGAAGAUUUUUUACCAUAAAAAUCUCCUGAUAAUCUAAGCAGGGUGGCCAUGCUGACAGUGGAGAAUGUAACUUUCAGUCGUAGUUGCCAUAGGUACUCAUUCAAAUCAGAUUUAACCCUUACGUGCACUGUGAGAUUGGGGUUUUUAUUUUCCAAA
Messenger RNA from Megalops cyprinoides (Indo-Pacific tarpon), 5758 nucleotides. It is a transcript of the gene plekhm2, whose product is annotated as pleckstrin homology domain containing, family M (with RUN domain) member 2. The transcript is spliced from 20 exons. Gene Ontology annotation, molecular function: kinesin binding. Gene Ontology annotation, biological process: Golgi organization; positive regulation of membrane tubulation; regulation of protein localization. Bases 361 to 3519 code for a protein of 1052 amino acids. The record is from RefSeq and is a predicted model, not a curated record. Lineage: Eukaryota; Metazoa; Chordata; Actinopteri; Elopiformes; Megalopidae. Gene Ontology annotation, cellular component: endosome membrane.